Papaver somniferum (opium poppy) is the source of this 540-nucleotide messenger RNA. RefSeq lists its product as uncharacterized. The transcript is spliced from 3 exons. Lineage: Eukaryota; Viridiplantae; Streptophyta; Magnoliopsida; Ranunculales; Papaveraceae. Bases 1 to 540 code for a protein of 179 amino acids. The record is from RefSeq and is a predicted model, not a curated record.
AUGGCUCGUAAGAAUCAGAAGCUGAACUGUUCGUUUAUUUCACUUAUACCUAUGAAGGAGGACUCGUGUACACCGAGAGACUACAUGCCAUUAAGUAUGCUUGGUACUGCAUAUAAGAUUUUAUCAAAGGGAGCUUUUGUUAAGGAGAGGCAGGUCGUAGAUGGAGUGUUGAUUGCCAAUGUGUUCGACAAUGUGAAGUGGAAGGUUAUGUUGAGGAUACUGGAAAAACAUGGAUUUGGAAGUAGGUGGAUUUCAUGGAUGAAUUGGUGUGUCUCUACUGCAAACAUAUCAAUUUUGGUAAAUGGAAGUUCGAUAGAAAGGUUUAAGACGUCAAAAUGUUUCCGACAAGGUGACUCAUUGUCGCCUUUCCUGUUUUUGCUAGUGGUGGAGAUUUUGUCAAAAUUGGUUGAUGAUGCGGUGUUAAGGGGGGAAAUUCAUGGUUUUCAGGUUGCCGAGGAUGGUCUUAUGACAUCUCAUCUGCAAUUCGCGGAUGAUACUUUGGUUUUUAUCGAUGCAAAUGCAGAUGAGGAGUAUGUGUAA